AUGAUUAUUUAGCCGUAGCAAGUUGGUGUUAAUUUCUUGAGACCAACUCAUGGUGAAGUUAAUUUCAAUUUAUAAUAUUUUGAUGAAACAACCGUAAAUGAUGCUAUAUAAUUUAAAGAUUUAAUGGAAAUAGUUAUUCAUGAAAUGACUCAUAUUUUGGGUUUUAGCAAUUUAGAUAUACCAAAAUGGAUAACUUCUGAUGGAACUCCUCAUAAAAAUCCUAUAAUCAAAUAAAAUAUAAGGGGAGUUGAAAAUUUACUUAUUACAACUCCAAACGUUUUGAAGUUUGCUAGAGACUAUUUCGGAUGUCCUACUUUAGUUGGUAUGCCUCUUGAUAGAGCAAAUAACGAUGAAUAUUCAAAUUCACAUUGGAAAAACACAGACAUACAAAACGAAUACAUGAAUACAUUAAACUCACCUAAUUAGGCUUAUUUUAGUGGUUUUACAGCUAAUCUUUUAAGAGAUACAGGAUUCUAUGCUUAAAUCAACGCCAAUAUGGAAGAAAAAAUGUUCUUUGGAUAAGGAGCAGGCUGUGAGCACCUCUUGGGUAAAUGUGAUUCUACUAAAAGAGAAUUUUGUAAUACUUAAACAGACUAGGGAUUAUGUGAUUAUUACCACCACGGAUAUUCUAUUUGCAAAAUUCGUAAAUUUAAUGAUCUUGAUUGUAAUACUUUAAUUACCUACCCAAAUACAAAAUGUUGGGAUGUUAAUAGUAACUAGAACACAUAAAGAGCUUAAUUAUUAUAAGGAGUUAAAUAUGGUAUUGAUUCGAGAUGUUUCAACGGGAAUAUAUCGGGUUCACAAUACCCAUAAAUGUCUAUAACUAUAGGUAAUUGCUAUAAAUAUGAAUGUGAUUCUACUAAAAGAUAAGUAAAUAUUUGGGUAGGUAAAGUUAAGCAAACUUGUAAGUAAAAUUUACAGAAAUUGUCAUUUUAAGGAUAUACUGGAUAACUAUAAUGCCCAGCAAAUUUAUCAGAUUUUUGUGGAUUUAAAAAAAUAUGCCCUAAUAUAUGUAGUGCAAAUGGAUAUUGCUUAAAUAAUAAGUGUUAUUGUGCUAGAGGAUUUAGUGGAUUAGAUUGCUCUAUUAAAGGAGCCUCUUGA
Ichthyophthirius multifiliis is the source of this 1101-nucleotide messenger RNA. Its product is annotated as leishmanolysin family protein, putative. Gene Ontology annotation, molecular function: metalloendopeptidase activity. Lineage: Eukaryota; Ciliophora; Oligohymenophorea; Hymenostomatida. The record is from RefSeq and is a predicted model, not a curated record. Gene Ontology annotation, biological process: proteolysis; cell adhesion. Gene Ontology annotation, cellular component: membrane; cytoplasm. The transcript has a single exon.